CCACGGAUUCUUCUCGUGGGUGUGAUGAUUGUGUUGUUUGUGCUGAUUGUGCGUCGCCACCGCUUCUUCUUCUUUUUCUCAACAUGAGCUCUGUUCUCACAGCCCAGGAUAUCGACGUUUUUCUCGCUUUUGAGGCCUUUGACUUCGACACCACAGAGUUCAAUGAUGGUUUGUUGGCUGUUCUCAAAGCCUACCAGGCUUCUGGCCAGCACAAGUUGAGCCCACAAGAAAGAAAUCAGUUAGUUGCUCAGACCAAGCUGUACUACUUUUCCACCAAGACCGGAAACAUUUUGGAUUUGCUGGAGUAUUUUCAUUGGAAGAAAAGCCAGCAACAGGCCAAACUGGCUGCUCCUGCUGACACCACCACCAACAGCGGUCACCAAGACCAAUCACCAACUUAUUCUAGCAAUUAUCAAAACAUUGUCGAAUUGAUAUUAUCUGGUAAGCCUAUUCCAGGCAUCAAGAAGAUCCCUAAUACAGUAUUGAAGGAGUCUUCUAAAUCUGUAAAACAACAACGAAAGAAGCCCUGGGAAUUAAAAUGAUCUGCAAAAAUUGAAACAUUUAUUGGAAAUUAUAAAGAAGAAAAAACUAACAAAUGAAUAUCUGAUGUCUAAAGAUAUGGAAAUAUGAAAGUAUGAAAAUAUGGAUAGAAAAUUUUUUUGUUUUAAAAUUACCUUAAUAUUAUAUAACGC
This is a messenger RNA of Ascoidea rubescens DSM 1968, 692 nucleotides long. RefSeq lists its product as uncharacterized. The coding region runs from base 84 to 542 and encodes 152 amino acids. The record is from RefSeq and is a predicted model, not a curated record. Lineage: Eukaryota; Fungi; Ascomycota; Saccharomycetes; Ascoideales; Ascoideaceae. The transcript has a single exon.